Molecule: messenger RNA, 2704 nt
Organism: Peromyscus leucopus (white-footed mouse)
Lineage: Eukaryota; Metazoa; Chordata; Mammalia; Rodentia; Cricetidae
Gene: Pou2f3
Product: POU class 2 homeobox 3
Exons: 13
Coding region: 188-1477 (429 amino acids)
Biological process (GO): regulation of transcription by RNA polymerase II
Cellular component (GO): nucleus
Molecular function (GO): DNA-binding transcription factor activity, RNA polymerase II-specific; RNA polymerase II cis-regulatory region sequence-specific DNA binding
Source: RefSeq, a predicted model, not a curated record
GCCGCCGAGUGCUGCCCCAGCCGGAGCAGCGGAGCGCGCGCGACGGAGGUGGCAGCCGCUCCCGCAAGUGGCGGCAGCAGCGGCGGCAGAGGGCGGGAGGAAGGAGACCCUGGCUUCCCCGGGGGCCAGGCUGGGGCAGCCGAGAGGGACCUGGGGGGGCGCUGGCUUUGGCCCCGCCUGGGGCAGGAUGGUGAAUCUGGAGCCCUUGCACACAGAGAUCAAGAUGAGUGGGGAUGUUGCAGAUUCAACGGAUGCCCGCAACACUUUCAGCCAGGUGGAGUCAGGAAAUGACCGAAAUGGCCUCGAUUUCAACAGACAGAUUAAGACAGAGGAUCUGGGUGACUCUCUGCAGCAGACCCUUUCCCACAGGCCAUGCCACCUGAGCCAAGGGCCUACUAUGAUGCCUGGAAACCAAAUGUCUGGGGACAUGGCUUCUCUCCAUCCACUCCAACAGCUCGUGCUGGUCCCUGGCCACUUACAAUCUGUAUCCCAGUUCCUGCUUUCCCAGACCCCACCUGGGCAGCAAGGUCUGCAGCCGAAUCUUCUCUCCUUUCCACAGCAACAAAGCACUCUACUCCUCCCACAGACGGGGCCUGGCCUCACCUCCCAGGCAGUUGGGCGCCCUGGGCUGUCGGGAUCCUCUUUAGAGCCCCAUCUGGAAGCACCUCAGCAUCUGCCAGUGCCCAAGCAUCUACCUGGCCCUGGAGGGACUGACGAGCCCAGUGACCUGGAGGAGCUGGAGAAGUUCGCCAAGACCUUCAAGCAGAGGCGCAUUAAGUUGGGCUUCACACAGGGAGACGUGGGAUUGGCGAUGGGAAAGCUGUAUGGCAAUGACUUCAGCCAGACUACCAUCUCACGAUUCGAGGCCCUCAACCUGAGCUUCAAGAACAUGUGUAAACUCAAGCCGCUGCUGGAGAAGUGGCUGAAUGAUGCAGAGUCCUCCCCGUCAGACCCUUCAGCAAACACACCCAGCUCCUACCCUACUCUCAGUGAAGUGUUUGGCCGGAAGAGGAAGAAACGGACCAGCAUCGAGACCAACAUCCGCCUGACGCUGGAGAAGCGAUUUCAGGAUAACCCUAAACCCAGCUCAGAAGAGAUUUCCAUGAUUGCAGAGCAGUUGUCCAUGGAGAAAGAGGUGGUAAGGGUCUGGUUCUGCAAUCGACGGCAAAAGGAGAAGCGAAUCAACUGCCCUGUGGCCACGCCCAUCAAGCCCCCCAUCUACAACUCCCGGCUGGUCUCUCCCUCGGGGUCUCUUGGUGCCCUCUCCAUCCCCCCUGUCCAUAGCACCAUGCCUGGAACAGUAACGUCAUCCUGUUCCCCUGGGAACAACAGCAGGCCUUCGUCUCCUGGCUCGGGACUCCAUGCCAGCAGCCCCACGACAUCUCAAAAUAACUCCAAAGCAGCAAUGAAUUCCUCCUCUGGCUUUAACUCCUCGGGACCGUGGUACCGUUGGAAUCAUCCCACCUACCUCCACUGAGACCAAAAACUUCCUCCCUUCCACCUGGCCCCUUGUUCCCAGCAGGACGAAGGGAGUCAUGCCUUCCACGAAUGGACAGACUCCCUGGAGACAGGUGGGAGAGACGGCCACUGCUGAAGAGCACGUCCACGUUCUUGCCUUCUCGGGGAUCCAGAGACUCUAGAGCACCAAACUGUGACUGAAGACCACACUGAUGCCUUAGGCUCUUGACAGUCCUGCUGGGAAUUUACCAUGCCUGCCCGCCUUGCCUGUGGCCACCUCCUCGCUCUCGUGUUUUCGAUGGCUUCACUGCGGCUUCACCUCUCAGAGAAAGGGCACUGUGCCAUCGUUACUCUCCAGCUCGCGUGUGGGCUUCUGGGGACAGCAAUUUGCUCGGUGUGCCAAACUGCAAGAAUGGUAGACCAUGGUUUUGACUCUGCCCUCAGCUGCAAUCCUAAACAGAUCCCCAAUUCUAUGGAAACAAUGAAAUCUCAUGUCUCCACCAAAGCCUUAUUUUGUCUAAGUAGCACAGUUUCCCACGGAAAGCUCUGAUUUGCCUCCUUUUCUUUUAACCCUCACCCCCUUUUCUACAACCAAAUCUGUCCAUUCUUGUGUCCUACAAAGUCCCUUCCUCUCCACAAAAGGCCAUGUUGCUCCGUCCGCAGGUGCUCUUCUGUUGCCCAUGUCUACCUGAGUUCAAGAACACUUGUCUUUUCUCUGCUCUCUGUGUUUUUCCUUGUCCUGCCCCCUCCUUUCUCCUGGCCACAAAAAAUUGUGGAAACUGAGAGACACAGAGAGACAGACAGACAGACAGACAGAGACCUGAUACACUGGCCACACUCUUGUACAUAGUCCUUUCCUGUUCUACACUAUGACCUUUUCUCUUUAAUGUGUAAUUUUCCAGCAAUAUGUCUAACUCAGGUGUGAAUUUUGACGAUGUCUCUGUAAUAUUUUAUGUUCUAUUAGAAAAGGGGGGGGGGGAUACCAGAGUGUGGAAUACUUCACAGAGUUCCCACGUGAGCUGGGGCUUUGCUGACUUUGGAGGGAACAUCAUAUGUGGAGUCUCCUUCUGUGGGUCUGUGUGUAAAGCUGUCACAUGAUGCCAUUAUAGAAAUGGGAACUUUCUUUUUUUUUUUUUUUUUUAAAGACUGAAUAUCCAGGAAACCAUUGAGACCCAAAGGAAUCUCUCUGUUUCUAAAUAUAUUUGUAUAGCAAUUACAUAAACUAUUCCACUGUUGAUAAGAAGCA